This is a messenger RNA of Stegastes partitus (bicolor damselfish), 1964 nucleotides long. Its product is annotated as globoside alpha-1,3-N-acetylgalactosaminyltransferase 1-like. Gene Ontology annotation, biological process: carbohydrate metabolic process. The record is from RefSeq and is a predicted model, not a curated record. The coding region runs from base 239 to 1294 and encodes 351 amino acids. The transcript has 3 exons. Lineage: Eukaryota; Metazoa; Chordata; Actinopteri; Pomacentridae. Gene Ontology annotation, molecular function: hexosyltransferase activity. Gene Ontology annotation, cellular component: membrane; Golgi apparatus; vesicle.
UGGGGGAGUGGGAAACAAGGCAUGUGAAGAAAAGGGAGUGGAAAAUAAUAUAAAAAGCUACGAGAGAAGAAGAGAAGGAAGGGGGAAAGGUAAGAAAAUAAUCACUGACGGAAAACUGCGAGUUAUGCAGCACAUUUCCAGGAAGAGACAAGAGUGAGCAAUAGAGAAGCACAGUGAAAGGCAAAAAAUAGUGUCCACAGAAAAAGGUCUGCGUGUUUAUCCACCAGCAGGUCACAGUAUGGCACUGUUCCCGUUCUGCAAGACGCCCACAGGGCCAGUCAGAACAUCCAGAAGACAGCUCGUCUUGUGCUGUUUCCUCCUGUCUCUUAUCAUAUAUUUCCUUAAUGGACGUAAAGUUGCUGUCAGAGUCGAUUCAGCUCAUCCUAUCUUUCACGCCUUUGGAAUGGAAAGGGGAAGAAUAAUGACAGACAUGACGGCGGUCAAGCCAGCAGAGCCACAAACCCCUGUGGAGACACCAUGGGGGGCUCCUUUAGUGUGGGGCGACACCCGCAACUCGGCGCGGCGCAGGGCUAAAUUCGCGCAACGGGAAAUCCGUAUAGGUCUGUUGGCCCUCGUGGUGGGAACUUAUGCCCAGUUCAUCCAACGUUUCCUCUCUUCAGCAGAAACCAACUUCCUCCCCGGUCAGAUGGUCACCUAUUACAUUCUCACAGACAAUCCCCGUUCUUUUGAUCCCCCCAUGGAGCUGGGGGCCGACCGAGAGAUGAGGGUGCUCCCUGUUACAGAGCUGCCUGGGUGGCAGAGGUUGGCUCAACGGCGGAUGGUCCUGCUCGCUGAUGCCAUCAGGGACCCAAUCGGCGAUGAAGUCGAGUACAUCUUCUGCGCUGACAUCGACCAGGAGUUUCUGGCUCCUGUGGGAGAGGAGAUCCUGGGAGACCUGGUGGCUACACUGCACCCUGAACUCUACGGGAUGCCACGAAAUGCAUUCCCUUAUGAAGUUGAAGAAGUCUCAUCAGCUUGCGUGGAAGAAGAUGAGGGAGAUUACUACUACACCUCGGAACUGUAUGGCGGGUUGGUAACUGAGGUGUACAAACUGGCUCGUGCCUGUUCUUUGCUUAUUCUGCAGGACCAGUCUAACGGGGUAACAGCCAGGGGCCUCGAGGAGAGCUACCUGAACCGCUAUCUGAUCGACUACAGGCCCACCUGUGUGCUGUCACCAGAGUACAGCUGGUGGGAUUCGGCGCUGGCCGCUCACGUGUCGGUGGAGAGAAUAGUCUCCUGGGGAAGGCAGUGUGAGGCUUAUGAUAAGCAAAAGAGAGAGGAGCACAGAUGUUGAGUUAAUGUAAAAUGAGGGACAGUUCUGCUCAGCAAACUCAUUUAAGUAUGGAUAUAGAUCCAACUCCUGCAUGAAGGACAACUGUUUCUAGUCUAUUUGCUUUUGAGAGGGUCACGCUUCAGCAAAUAUUGUUAUGGCAGGAUGGGGGGAAAAAAGAGAAAGCACAUUUUGCUGUCUUGCUCAUUAAAUUCUAAAUUUUCUCUCCAGUUAGUCAACAAAUGCAGCCUACAAUCACGCAGAAGCACACUAACAAUCUGCACUGAAUUAAAGAUCCAUUUGUGUGAAGAGUGCGUCUCGGUGCGCCUGCUAUCUCUUCCACAGCAGACAAAAAAAAGAAAUUGACCUGUCUCUUUAAACAAAGCACUGUCCUCUCCAUUAAUGUCAGCUUCAGAGAUACUGCUCCAGUGGCUUUGUGGUCAGCAGCGAUAAGAGUAAACAGUGUAAGUGCACACUUUCCCCACAGUGGCCAAUCAUUAACUGGAAGAGCUGCUGUUUCAAGGUUUUUAAAGACCAGGUGGGUGAAAAUGGACCCAGUGGGAUGCUGUCUUUUCCUUGUGUCUAAAAGUCUGAGCUUCAGCAGGAGUUAAAACUGUUUUAGAAUGCUUCAGGAUGUAUUGAAUUGUAUUGCAGACUGUUGUCACGAGUCGAAGUAAAAGGUGAAAUCAAACGA